AUGCUGGGCUUCUCCAACACUAUUCUAGACCUGGAUUUGAUUGACCCUCCACUUCAGGGAGCACAAUUUACCUGGUCAAGAGGGGAGGAGUCUCUCCAAGCCUCUAGAAUUGACAGGUUCCUUAUCUCAACAGAAUGGAGCGAGAUGUUCAAUACUAUUAAACAGUACCCCUUGCCUAGAGUUUUUUCUGAUCAUAAACCAAUUAUCCUGGAAAGUGGAGAUUGGGAGACCACACCUUCUUAUUUCAAAUUUGAAAACAUGUGGCUUCAAGCUGAGGGUUUCAUGGGCAUGAUAGAAGGAUGGUGGAUUUCUUACACUGUAUUAGGCACCCCAGACUUUGUGCUAAUGCAGAAACUAAGAAAUCUCAAGAAAGACAUUACUAAAUGGAAUAGGGAGGUCUAUGGAACAAUCGAGACUCAAAGGAACAAGGCACUCAAAGAACUUUGA
Molecule: messenger RNA, 447 nt
Organism: Lycium barbarum (goji berry)
Lineage: Eukaryota; Viridiplantae; Streptophyta; Magnoliopsida; Solanales; Solanaceae
Exons: 1
Coding region: 1-447 (148 amino acids)
Source: RefSeq, a predicted model, not a curated record